CAACCGGUUGGUCCUACUGAAGACGUUGUGACAGAGUUAAGUAGCUUUCUAGGUACAUUGGCAAGAAAUGCGACUCUUUGCCCAUUUGAUAUAUUUGAUUAGAGGAGCAUGGAUACUAAAAAGGAUUUAUGGGAUUAUACUAAGGAGAAAUACAUUAUUCCUGAAGCUGCAAAAGAUUGGGCUUUGGUAACAAUUCGAGAGGCUUGGAGAAGGCAUAGACGUGACUUGAAGAUAAAUUAUUACGAUCCAUAUGACAAUGAUGAAAUUCGAAUGGCAAAAAAGCCCGGUCAUAUUCCAAAAUGUCAGUAUAGAGAGCUCCUUAAAUAUUGGAAGUCUGAGAAAUUCAAGAAAAUGUCUGAAACAAAUACUAAGAACCGAAAAAAGCUGAUGAAUCCACACACAGCAGGCAAAAAGAGUUUUGCUUUAAUCCGCAGUAAAUUGGAAAAAGAAAAGGAAUCUGUAUCUGCUAAGGAGCUCUUUGUGGUCACAAGAACAAGAAAACCUGAUCGUUUGUACAAGGCAUCAAAUGAGAACACAACUAGUAAAAUUGAAAUGCAAGAAAGGAUGCAAAAAAUGGAGAAACAAAUGGAGGAACAAAGGAGAACUAUGCGACAAGAAGUUAUUGCUGAUGUAGUUGCACAACUUCAGCAUGCAGGAUUAAUUGAUCCUAACAUACUAGCAGCAUUGUCCGUUCCUUCACCAAGAGAAGCUACUUCUGCUCAAACAGCUGAGCAAGGUGAUGAUAUCUAA
Molecule: messenger RNA, 750 nt
Organism: Solanum stenotomum
Lineage: Eukaryota; Viridiplantae; Streptophyta; Magnoliopsida; Solanales; Solanaceae
Exons: 6
Coding region: 109-750 (213 amino acids)
Source: RefSeq, a predicted model, not a curated record